Messenger RNA from Cordyceps militaris CM01, 432 nucleotides. RefSeq lists its product as uncharacterized. Bases 1 to 432 code for a protein of 143 amino acids. The record is from RefSeq and is a predicted model, not a curated record. NCBI's taxonomy places the organism in Eukaryota, Fungi, Ascomycota, Sordariomycetes, Hypocreales, Cordycipitaceae. The transcript has a single exon.
AUGGAUGCUCCCGAGCCAGUCCCCUCCAUCUCCCCCGCCAAGCAGGACCGCAUCCUCAUCUGGCGCAGCGAGGUCGAGCUCGCCACCACCGCCGGCCCCGAAUCCGACAGCACCACGGCCUCCCACGACGGCGCCUCGUCCAACCGCGGCGGCUCCUCGGCCACCUCCACCACCACGUCCUCGCGCGCCUCCUCGUCGCGCUCCGCCGCCCUCGUCCUCGCCCGCGGCCGCCACGCCCUCGCCAAGGUCGCCCGCAAGCUGGCCUGGCCACGCCGGCGAUCCGCCCACCGCCCGGCCCGAGAGGACCGCGGCUUGCUGAGGACCGCCAUGUACGCGAGGCUCUCGCCCGAUUACCAACCGGCCGAGGACGAGGAGAUGGAGGAUGGUGCUGUCGCUCCCUUGAGGCGCCAUGGAGAGCCUCCUGCUGCGUGA